UGUCAGCACAGUUCCUCCCAUCUCCUCCGACUGACUGACAGGCAGAUAGCAGGAACAGAAAGUGUCGGCAGCUGCCUUCAUCGACCACUCUCAUCUUUUACACACCGUUGAACACAGUGGCGAAUCGACAAAAUGAACGCUCCGCUCCUGUUUCGGCUUCUACUGACAGCAGCUUCGAUGUGGAUGUUUGGUUCGUGCCAGGACCUGCAACAAGUCGCUUACCCCGCGAUCAGCAGCACUGAGAGUAUUGAAUGUGACUGUGGUAAACUCAGCUGUGACAAUGUCUACUGGUUCCGAACUGUUCCCAGCGAGAGCAAAGCAGAGUUUAUUGGCAGAUCCAACAACGCUGACCGUUCUAACCACGGGCCUUCGUACGAGGCAGACAAACAUCGCUUCAAGUUAAGCAAGAGGGGCAGCUCGACCUUUGUCCUGCGCAUCAUCAAUGUGACCAAAGCGGACGCAGGGAUUUACUCGUGCAUCGUAACGGCCUCUAAAGAGAUGACGUUUAAUCCUGGGGUUGUUUUUCGGCCAGGAGAGACCCGUCCAACUUUGCCUCCAGUCACGAAGCCGAAACCCAAACCCGUCUGUCCCUGCUCUUCGAAGAACCGGCCUCAGGAUGGCUGUGACUCCCUGAUUUUUUGGCCGCUCGUCGGAGUCGUUUCGGGCUUGGGUCUGGGUCUUCUCUGCACGCUGUAUUAUUUCAACCGACUGCCCAAAAAAUGUCGCCACCACUUUGUGAAGAAGAGGCUGAUGAACUAGAGAAAUUCAUUUUCUGCUUUUCUUAAACCUUAAGUGCAGCAUUUGAGAUCGCUUUACUGCAGCUCUUCAUCAUUUGGAGAUGAGCUGAGCAGCUUGAAGCACCCUGAAGAUCUUCUUUGCUAAAAGCAAUUACCUUUAAAUGGAGAACAUGUCCACAGCCGGAGGCAGGACAGUGUUGUAUUAUAUUGCCAAAUAUUAAGAAAUCACUGCUGUAUAUUUCAUAAGCCAGGCAGAUUCUUUUAGAUAGAUUAUUUUCAUGUGUCACUGUUUAAUGUGUUUAUCAUUUAGCCAUUUUACCUUGAACUAAAAAAAAAAAAUUCUCUGUAUUAUUGUUCCUUUUUUUUUUGACAAAAAGACAGUCAUUUCCAGUUAAAAACAAAUCAGCCGGACAUCUUCUGCAAACGUACGCUCAUUCUCUGUAUCGUUUUCGCCUUUUUGUAUUUAUUUGUUUGCGUCACGUCACUUCAGAACAUGCUGCGUGUUCGCAACUGGGUCCCAGAGAUGAAAACACACGUUUUUGUUCGCAGUUGAAAUGAAUAAAUUUCUGCUUUCCCACCUCA
Molecule: messenger RNA, 1319 nt
Organism: Xiphophorus hellerii (green swordtail)
Lineage: Eukaryota; Metazoa; Chordata; Actinopteri; Cyprinodontiformes; Poeciliidae
Gene: cd8b
Product: cd8 beta
Exons: 7
Coding region: 133-759 (208 amino acids)
Biological process (GO): regulation of immune response
Cellular component (GO): cell surface
Molecular function (GO): coreceptor activity; MHC class I protein binding
Source: RefSeq, a predicted model, not a curated record